CCCCCCAAAAUAAGAAAAAUGGCUUCACUGUUCGUUCGUCCGCAGAGGGUGAGAGAUAUUUUCAGGUAAACCAAAAUUCUCGAGAAACUCUAAAAUUACAGAAUACAAUUUUCAUUGUUUUCUCCAUGUUUUUCUCUUACAGUAACCAUUGAAUAUUCAUCAAUCAUUUCCUUUCCUUUUAAUAAUCAAUUCCCAUUUUUUUCAAACUUCACACAAAUCCGUCAACCCCUUUUCUCUUCCCUAACAAAACAAAAAAUUAACACCAACCCAGAAAAAAUCUCAAAAAAAAAAAAAAAAGAAUUUUCCAAAAAUCAACCUUCCAUUUACAUUUUACGUUUAGAAAACCACCAUUCCGGUGAUGAUGUUUCCCGGUACUUGCUGACGUGCGCCGUUUCAGAAGUUCCAGUGGGCUCGGGUCAAAAAACCGAAACUUUUUUAGAAAUUAUCUGAGCCGUCCACGUGGAGGUUCUAGAUUGUUUGAGGCCGUUAGGAUGGAGACAGAAACAAAGGGGGUGGGGCCCAGGAAGAUGAAUUGGGGUACGUGGGAAGAGCUAAUACUUGGUAGCGCUGUUCGCCGGCAUGGGACCAGAGACUGGAACGUCGUCGCAUCGGAGCUCCGUGCUCGGACUUUAUAUCCUCCCUGCUUUACCCCUGAGUGCUUGGUUUGAAGAGUUGCGGAAGCGACGAGUCGAAGAAUUGAAGCGGGAAUUGGUGAGAUCUGAGAGCUCCAUUGGGUCUCUUGAGUCCAAAAUUGAAAGGCUAAAGGCUGAGAGAGAGCGAUCUGGUCAGAUAGACCAUGGUUUGAGUCACACUGAAUCUCCUGCUCCUCUGACAAAAUCAGAAGAUAUCGAGUCUUCUGUGAAGGAAGAAGCAAAGGAUGGGUUAUCUGCUGGCAGCUUCACUCUUGAUAUUAGAACAAAUGGGUCCCCGGAGUCUCAGGUUCCCACCAUACCCUCAGCUACAGAGACAGUUGUAAAGCUAGAACUUUCAGAGUCUUGGGGACGGGACAAAGCUCCAAGUACAAGCAAGGUUCCAGAGGCUGCCAAUGGAAAUGGAGGGGCUGUGAGGAAGAGAAGAGGUAAGAGGAAAAGAAAAGACACCGUUUGGGAUGCCAAAGAAGGGAACAUUGAGGACAGUGACAAUGUAUGUUCAACGAGUCACGCCUCCACUUCUCACUGUAAAGAAGUACUAACCAGUUGUGAUCAGAGUAUUAGACGUUCUGCUGUAAGCGAUCAUAGAGUAGGUUUAUCUAGGUUUAGGAAUGAUGACUUGAUGAGGAUUUUCAAUUCUAUUACAAAACACGAAGCUGCUAUGGUCUUCAGGCAUCGUCUUGAUAGUCAGAAGAGAGCAAGAUACAAGAAAAUGAUAAGGCGUCAUAUGGAUAUCGAAACAGCAAGAUCAAGAUUAGCCAAUUGGUCCAUCAAAACACCAGGUGAACUCUUCAGAGAUUUCCUUUUACUAGCCAACAAUGCCAUGGUAUUUUACUCGAAGAGAACGAGAGAAUACAAAGCAGCAAUAGCCCUAAGAGACAUUGUCACUAGAGCAUAUCGGGAACAUUACAAAGGCUCUUACCACAAAGCUACAUCAUCCCUCCUUCCAUUGCCAGUAAUUGGUAAUCCACCUGGGAAGCCACGAAGUGUUCGCCCUCGUCCUUCUAAAGACAAACUUCAAGCCAAAUAUGGCAACAAUGUCUUUGCUGGGACACUAGGAAGACAGAAUCAUAAACCAGGUGAUGUUGAUUGUAAGGUACCAUUGCAAUCUGUCUUAUCAGCUAAGAAGGGCUUCAAGAGGCCUGGAAAAAUCAAGAGUGGAUCGACUAUCGAGAUUGUCAAUCCACAAACUAAAGUACAAGCUAAGGAAUCCUUACAGCAUAAUAUUAAGGUUAAAAAGGACCAUCGAGUUAAGCCUGUAACCAGGAAGAGGACUCGGCAAAAGUGAUUUGUUGAUUCCAUGAUCCUUUGAUUACUUCAGCUUCCCCUCUUUUUUGGUAUAGAAAUUCUCUGUGUAUCAUAUUUCAAAUUUGUGUUGCCAUUUUGCACUUGGCGAAGAUCUUGAUAGAGGAGAAAUACAGGUGUAAUACAAUACUAAUUAAGUUGUCGAUAAUCAGUUUCAAAUUUGUUUCCUAUAAAUGUGUAACGUGCCCAAAGUGAUGUGAUCUUCACAUUUUAGGCCAAAAUGGAUGUGAACAGAACAUCUACCAAAGCCUUUUGCAAUUAAGAUAAUUUUACUUUGUCUUA
Molecule: messenger RNA, 2237 nt
Organism: Solanum dulcamara
Lineage: Eukaryota; Viridiplantae; Streptophyta; Magnoliopsida; Solanales; Solanaceae
Exons: 3
Coding region: 580-1938 (452 amino acids)
Molecular function (GO): protein binding
Source: RefSeq, a predicted model, not a curated record